This is a messenger RNA of Gadus chalcogrammus (walleye pollock), 4555 nucleotides long. RefSeq names its product mitogen-activated protein kinase kinase kinase kinase 3-like. The transcript is spliced from 36 exons. Bases 148 to 3192 code for a protein of 1014 amino acids. Gene Ontology annotation, molecular function: MAP kinase kinase kinase kinase activity; ATP binding. The record is from RefSeq and is a predicted model, not a curated record. Lineage: Eukaryota; Metazoa; Chordata; Actinopteri; Gadiformes; Gadidae. Gene Ontology annotation, biological process: protein phosphorylation.
UUGUGCGCCUGCGCAGAGCUUGGGCCGCCAUGUUGGAGCUGGAUGACGCGGUGAGCUUCGUAUGUUUCUAAACACUCGUCUUCACGCCGUCUCCUCCGUGCUGGAGUCCGUCUGAAACGAGCGGAGCCCCGAACGGUGGAGCCCACGAUGAACGCCAGCGGGGACCUGUCGCGGCGGAACCCGCAGGAGGACUUCGAGCUGAUCCAGAGGAUCGGCAGCGGGACCUACGGCGAUGUGUACAAGGCUCGUAACGUCAACACAGGGGAGCUGGCUGCCAUCAAGGUCAUCAAGCUGGAACCUGGGGAGGACUUUGCGGUGGUCCAGCAGGAGAUCAUCAUGAUGAAGGAUUGUAAACACUCCAACAUCGUGGCAUACUUCGGCAGCUACCUGCGGAGAGAUAAGUUAUGGAUCAGUAUGGAGUACUGUGGAGGAGGAUCGCUACAGGACAUCUAUCAUGUAACGGGACCUCUCUCGGAGUCCCAGAUCGCCUACAUGUCCCGAGAGACCCUGCAAGGUCUUUAUUAUUUACACAACAAAGGCAAAAUGCACCGAGACAUAAAGGGAGCCAACAUCUUACUAACGGACAACGGUUACGUCAAAUUAGCUGACUUCGGGGUCUCUGCACAGAUCACAGCUACUCUGGCCAAGAGGAAGUCCUUCAUUGGAACGCCCUACUGGAUGGCCCCCGAGGUGGCGGCGGUGGAGAGGAAGGGGGGCUACAACCAGCUGUGUGACAUCUGGGCGGUGGGCAUCACGGCCAUAGAGCUUGCCGAGCUGCAGCCCCCCAUGUUCGACCUGCACCCAAUGAGGGCUCUCUUCCUGAUGACCAAGAGUAACUUCCAGCCACCCAAGCUCAAAGACAAGGUGAAGUGGACUAAUAAUUUCCACCAGUUUGUUAAACUCUCGCUGACUAAGAAUACGAAGAAGAGACCGACGGCUGAGAAGCUCCUGCAGCACCCCUUUGUGUCCCAGCCCCUGAGUCGAACCCUGGCCGUGGACCUGCUGGACCGCGCCUCCAACCCCGACCACAGCGCCUUCCCCGACCUGGAGGACGAGGACCCCGAGCCCGAGUUUAAGUAUAGAGGUCAUUUUUUACCCAUAAGCCCCAGGGCCCGCCGUGCCCCCUGCUUCGUGGCGCACUACAAGUCCCCAGUGUCCGUCCCGCACCGCAUCCGCUCCACCAGCAGGGGCACUAGAGAGGAGAAGACGCUGUCAGAGAUCAACUUUGGUCAGGUGAAGUUUGAUCCUCCGUUGAGGAAGGAGACUGAGCCGCACCACGAAGCGCAAGCCUCAGAGCCUUAUCUGGACUGUUUUGAGGAGCUCUACUAUACUGCAAGACCUAACCUGGACCUGAGGUCAGAGUACGGCCACGAGUCGCCAAGUCUGCUCAGCGGGAACAAGAGCCUUCUGAAGUCUGUUGAGGAGGAGCUACAGCAUAGGGGUCACAUGGCACACUUAGGGGAUGAUGAUGAUGAGGAUGAUGAUGGUGCUGAUGAUGAUGAAACUCACACCCACAAAUCAAGCACCAUCAUGAGGCCCAAGGUCCCGCCCCCACUGCCUCCCAAGCCCAAGUCCGUCUCCCAGCCGCCACCACAGCCGCUGCAGAAGCUCGACGACAGCCAAUCACACAGCGAGGACGACAGCGGAGGGGGCGGCACCAUCAAGCGCUGUCCAAUCCCGCUGAGCUCCAGCCCGGCCAAGCCAUCCAACGUCCCCCCGCGGCCCCCGCCCCCCCGGCUGCCCCCCCACCGCCGCAGUAGCCUAGGUAACGACAGCGCGGAGGGCGUGGCCGGCGACCUCAGCGCCCCGGGGGAUGAUGGGAGUUUUAGACAUUUCUGGGAGUGGCUCCACGCCCCUCAUACUGAGGAGGAGCUGGAAGAGGCCUGGGAGGUGCUGCAGGAGGUGAAGGAGGUGCAGGAGGAGGAGAAGGACGAGAGUAACGCUCUGAGCUCCUCCCAAAACGGAGAGAGAGAGGGUCCGUCGGAGAGACAGUCCACCAUGCCCCCCAGCGUACCGGCCCGCAAGGACAAGAAGGACACCCCGAAGCCGAUCAGCAACGGCCUCCCUCCAACACCCAAAGUUCAUAUGGGGGCGUGUUUCUCUAAGGUGUUUAACGGCUGUCCUCUGAAGAUCCACUGUGCAACUUCCUGGAUCAACCCUGACACUAGAGACCAGUAUUUGAUAUUCGGGGCGGAGGAGGGCAUCUACACCCUCAACCUCAACGAGCUGCAUGAAACAUCCAUGGAGCAGUUGUUCCCCAGGAGAUGUACGUGGCUCUACGUCAUGAACAGCAGCCUGCUCUCCAUCUCUGGGAAGGCGUCCCAGCUGUACUCCCACAGCCUACCCGGUCUCUUCGACCACGCCCGCCACAUGCAGAAGCUCCCAGUGGCCAUCCCUACGCACAGGCUGCCCGACAAGAUGAUCCCCAGGAAGUUUGCGGUGACCAAUAAGAUUCCAGACACUAAAGGCUGCCAGAAGUGCUGCGUGGUGCGUAACCCCUACACCGGCCAUAAGUACCUGUGCGGGGCGUUCCAGUCCAGCAUCGUUCUGUUCGAGUGGGUCGACUCCAUGCAGAAGUUCAUGCUGAUCAAGAACAUGGACUUCCCCCUGCCCUGCCCCCUGGAGGUGUUCGACAUGCUGGUGGUCCCGGAGCACACCUACCCCCUGGUCUGUGUGGCCGUCAGCAAGGGCACCGAGGUGGGCCAGGUGGUCCGCUUCGGAACCGUCAACCCCAACGCCACCGCCUCCUGGUUCACAGAGUCCGACACGCCCCAGUCCUGCGUAAUCCACGUCACGCAGCUGGAGAGAGACACCAUCCUAGUCUGCCUGGACCGCUGUAUUAAGAUCGUGAAUCUUCAAGGGAGGCUGAAGUCCAGCAGGAAGCUCUCAGCAGAGCUCACCUUCAACUUCCAGAUCGAAGCCAUAGUGUGUUUACAGGACAGUGUGCUGGCCUUCUGGAGACACGGCAUGCAGGGGCGGAGCUUCAAGACCAAUGAGAUCACCCAGGAGAUCUCUGACAGCACGCGCAUCUUCAGACUGUUGGGCUCAGACAGAAGCCUGGAAUGGCGCAACCCAGAGCCGGGGGAGCACAGCGCACGGGCCAGGGUGGUGGUGUUGGAGAGCCGGCCGACAGACAACCCCACGGCCCACAGCAAUCUCUACAUCCUUGCCGGCCACGAGAACAGCUACUGACGCACACACACACUAACACACUCACAGACAAACACUCUCUCACACACACACACAACCCCCCCGGGGGCCUGAGGAGCAGCUGGCGGCGUGAACGGACGGUCCGAGGCAGGAUGAACUCAGUCCACCCUCCUGCAAGGCAUCCUGGGAAAUCAUCCUCUGCUUUACGACCCUGCAAAGCAUCCUGGGAAACCAAGUCCACCAUCAAAGCUAUUUCUGCUACGGCUACCGCUAGCGCUGCUACGGCUAAUACAAUUACUGCUACUGCUUGCGCUCCACAGACGAUCCCUGGUCGUCUUUCAUUCCUCCUCCUCUCCACCGGUGGGUCCCUCGGAGCCUCCUGCUAGCCGCCGCGCCGCGCUAACCCGACCUAUUUAAUGGAUGUGAAUAGAUACCAGAUAAGGAACACUAAGUAACUCUGGAGAUAGUCGCCUUCUCUCCAGCGCUGACAGACAGACAGACAGGUAGGCUGACAGGCAGACAGGUAGGCUGACAGGCAGACAGGUAGGCUGACAGGCAGACAGGUAGGCUGACAGGCAGACAGGUAGGCUGACAGGCAGACAGACAGGCUGACAGGCAGACAGACAGGCUGACAGGCAGACAGACAGGCUGACAGACAGACAGGGGGACAGACAGACAGGCAGACAGACAGACAGACGGACCGACCGGGGGGGCCAUCACUUCCGGAUUCAGGCAGAGCUUCUCUUUGCCAUGGUAACGGCUAGGCUGUGAUGUGAUGCGAUGCUCAAGAACCUGAUGCAACGUGAUGACAUCAUACAGGAAGUGAUGUUGUACAGCUCAUGGUCUGGCUGGGCCAACAGGAAGUAAGCACUGAUUGGUCAUCUUCACUUUGCAUGCGUCACUGUUGUCAAUCCAUAUGUGGGCAUUGUUACCUCCUGGUUUGCGUCAUGGCGGCCGACAGAGGAUGUGUGUGUGUGUGUGUGUAUAUGUGUGUGUGUGUGUGUGUGUGGGGGUAUUUAUGUGAAUCAUCAUGAGCAACACUUAUUUUUUAAUCACCAUUUUAAUACUUCGCCUCGCGUCAGAUUUUAUGUUUUUUUAAGACAUUGGAACGACUGCUGGUCACACGUAAAGUGGUGAGGAGCAAAUGUUGUCUAUAUAAUAUAUGAAGAGGUGUGUAUGCACAGGAUGCUGUGUGUGUGUGUGUGGACGAGGAAGGUGUGUGUCUGCCCUUGGCCUGCUGGGGGCGCCCCUGAGAGGUGGAACACCAGACCUCUGUCCCCAGAAGGACGUUGGGUCGAGGACCAACACUCCGCACUACUGAGGUGGAGGACGUAGUGAUUCACUGUCAGCGUGGGGUCGUGUGUAAACCCACCCCCCCACUGUCAGUGUGGGAUCAUGUUUAACA